Molecule: messenger RNA, 2562 nt
Organism: Liolophura sinensis
Lineage: Eukaryota; Metazoa; Mollusca; Polyplacophora; Chitonida; Chitonidae
Product: zinc finger protein OZF-like
Exons: 2
Coding region: 433-2016 (527 amino acids)
Biological process (GO): regulation of transcription by RNA polymerase II
Cellular component (GO): nucleus
Molecular function (GO): DNA-binding transcription factor activity, RNA polymerase II-specific; RNA polymerase II transcription regulatory region sequence-specific DNA binding
Source: RefSeq, a predicted model, not a curated record
AGGGUGAAGUCAGCGGACAACAACAACGCCGCAAGGCUCUAGGAGUGGCAAGUAGCACUUCGCUCGACAAAAUCUUGCCGGAGACCUAUUCAUUUGCCAGAUAAAAGUCGUCUCUAAAUCACCACGGUUACAGAUAUCUGAAAGUCUUCUCUCACAGUCGGUUGGAUGGAAACGUGGAAGAGUCUGCUUAGAUAACAAUCUGACCCAGUUAACAGACAACCAUAGAAUUGACAGACAAACUUUGGAUGUAGACAAAAGUUAAAACAGACAUUGUUGACCUCCAAGAAGAAUCUAAUGUGUGUCAUAGUGUCAGGACAGUAUGUAUAGACCUCUCCGAUGAACCUCCGAUGUGGCCAAUCCAUCACGUAGAAUGUGUUAAUUCCCUUUAAAUUGAUCCUGUCAAUUCGUCUGUUUAAACUGGAAUAGAAAACGAUGUCAGAUCCCAAAGUCACACCUCAGGUGUGGCGCAUGGUUAACACACAAACUGUUGACGUGUCAAAUAAACAAGUGUGUCGCAGUGAAGAAAGAGCCGGCCGAAGACUGCAUGACAUAAUUCAACGGCUAUCAGCUGCUAACAAAAAAGAUUCAGGACUAACACGCGAUGAAAAUCUAUCAGAACCAUCUGGUGUGUCUGUGUUCUCUGAAAGUGAACACUCUGCAGAUGAAAGGUCAACAUCAGUUUCAACAGAAGACGAUUCUACCCCAAAUCAAUUCAGUUUUGUUCACAGCACUGAAUCUGAAGCUGCAAAUUCACCACAGAUUGGGACGACUACAAAAACUGGCAGCUCUAGUUCUUCUGUCAACCAUUUUCCUGUUUUCAGCCCUUCCGUCAUACUCAGCAAGAAUUCCCAAAAAGACAGGUUACCUGAUCUUUCAGAUGAGUCAUUACAGUCAACGGAAAGUGAUACCAUGGCUGUGGUAUCAACAAGUUUUGCUCCGCUUGGUGUAGACAGAGCAAUUGAGGAGCGUGAAACUUCACAACAGAGUAUUACUGAAGCAGCUGAAAAACGAUACCCCUGUGAAACUUGCGGCAAGAGGUUUCCUGCUAAAUCUAAAUUAAAAGAACACACUCGAAAACACACAGGUGAAAGACCUUACGCUUGCGCAACUUGUGGAAAGAACUUUGCAAGCGCGUCAACCAUGAGAAAGCACAGUCAAACGCACACAGCUGAAAAACCUUACAUCUGUUUUACUUGUGGCAAGAGUUUUAUAGCUGAAUCAAUCUUGGAACAGCAUAUUCAAGUACACACAGUUGAAAGGCCAUAUAGCUGUGAAAGUUGUGAGAAAACUUUCACUAAUACUUACUCAUUGAAAAUGCAUGCUCGUAUACAUACAGGUGAGAAACCAUACUCCUGUGGUAUUUGCGAUAAAACCUUUGUGCAUAAAGUGUCACUGGAAAGACACAAUCGUAAGUACACAGGUGAUACACCAUACACCUGUACUGCUUGUGGUAAAAGAUUUCAUGACCAGACAAGUUUGAUAAGACACACUCUGAAACACACAGGUGAAAAACCAUUCUCUUGUGAAACUUGCGGCAUGGGUUUUAUCAAUGAAUCGUCAUUGAAAAAACACAUCCCAAAACACACAGGUGAAAGAAAUUACAGCUGUGAAUUUUGUGGCAUGAGCUUUAUCCACCUGGCCUCGGUGUCAAAGCACAGGAGAAGACACACAGGUGAAAAGCCACACAGCUGUACCACUUGUGGUAAAAGAUUUACAGAAAAAGGCUGUUUGGAAAGACACAUUCGCACACACACAGGUGAAAGGCCUUAUAUAUGUAAGACAUGUGGUAAAAGCUUUUCACGUUUGACUGGCCUGGAUAGACACAAUCGUACACAUACAGGUGAAAAACCCUACAGCUGUAUUUCUUGUGGUAAAAGAUUUGCGGAUCGGUCAAAAUUGUUAGCACACAGUAGAAAACACACAGAUGAAAUUUCACACACUUGUGAAACUUGUGGCAUAAGCUUUAUCAAUCAGUCAGCAUUGAAAAUCCACAAGCAAGAACAUCUUACAUCAUAAUUUUUGUGACAAAAGGUUCUGAUACCUUUGCACAUUGAAGGGAAACCGUUGAGAACACACAGCUGGUAGGCCUUACACCUGUCAAGGAGACACCGGUGAUAGAGCUUGUUAAGGUCAAGAAAACAGGUGGUAUAUCUUACACCAGUCCCAAACACACAGGUGUUACACAUUACACCUAUCAAGAGCAUAUAGGUGGUACGCUUUACACCCGUCAAGAACACACGUGGUACACCUUGUACCUGUCCACCACAGUAAGGUGGUACAGCUUAAACCUGGACACACGUGUUGCCUUGGGGAAAGGUGCUCAGUUGAAUGUUUUGACAGCUGACGAAACCACACACAGCUAAAUCAUACACACGUGUAAAUAUUUGUAAAAAGUGUUUCUUACAGGAUAGGGACGAACUGGAUUUGACAUGGUUGUAGUAAAAUGCCUGCUAAUGAUACUGUAAUACGAUGGAGAUAAAAAUAAUAUAGUUAGGCUUCCAGACAUCGUCAGACAGAUCGUUGGAAGUCUACACGUUCAUGUACAUUGUAUUUGUGGCAAUC